Rhincodon typus (whale shark) is the source of this 965-nucleotide messenger RNA. It is a transcript of the gene dnaaf1, whose product is annotated as dynein axonemal assembly factor 1. The annotation marks the transcript as partial. The record is from RefSeq and is a predicted model, not a curated record. Gene Ontology annotation, molecular function: protein binding. NCBI's taxonomy places the organism in Eukaryota, Metazoa, Chordata, Chondrichthyes, Orectolobiformes, Rhincodontidae. The transcript has 7 exons.
AAAACAAACAACUCUCAAGUCAUGAGGAAACAGAGCCUGUGAGAAGUGAAGAUGAAAGUAAACUGCAGAAAGGUAACCUGCUGCAUCAUCAGGAUGGAAUGGACAGCUUAGAGAUGCAUGAACUCAACUCCAGAAAACCUCAGGAGAAAGGCAAGAAGAACUCAGGAUCCAGCUCAGUUAUUCCAGCAAUUGCCUUGUCAGCAAUGGGAGAUGGGACAGUGCAAACAGAGACUGAGGAUCCGCAGGUGGCUGAGCAAACCUACUUCAGUAAAGGAACAGUCCCAUUGAGAAGUGAAGGAGAAAGUAAACUGCAGAAAAGUGACCAGCUGCAUGAUCAGGAAGGAACUAAAAGUCCAGAGCUACAUGAACUGAAUUCCAGGAAACCUCAGGAAAAAGCCAGGAAGGACUCCGGACCCAGAAUGACAAAACAGUUCCUACGACAGCACUGUAAGGAGCAGAAGCUCUACCAGACACCUUACCUGAAUGACACACUCUAUUUGCACUUUAAAGGCUUCUCCUGCAUUGAGAAUCUGGAGGAGUACACUGGCCUGAGGUGCCUGUGGCUGGAGAGUAAUGGAUUGUUACGGAUUGAGAACCUGGAUGCUCAGACUGAGCUGCGUUGCCUCUUCCUGCAUCAAAACCUCAUUCAUAAAAUAGAGAACUUGGAGCCACUGCAGAAGUUGGACUGUCUCAACCUGAGCAACAACUACAUCAAAAGCAUUGAGAAUCUCUCCUGCCUGCCAGCACUCAAAACACUGCAGCUGGCUCACAACCGUUUGAGCACAGUGAAAGACAUUGAACAUCUUAAACAGUGCCCUAGCCUGAGUGUCCUUGACCUCUCGCACAACAAACUGACUGACCCUGACAUCAUCACUGUCUUUGAGGUGAUGCCUGAUCUGAAUUCGCAGUCCGAAGUUGUUGAACUCCGCGUUGAGUCCAGAGGCUGUGAAGUACCCAAUCAGAAG